Trypanosoma grayi is the source of this 891-nucleotide messenger RNA. RefSeq names its product putative 60S ribosomal protein L7. Gene Ontology annotation, biological process: maturation of LSU-rRNA from tricistronic rRNA transcript (SSU-rRNA, 5.8S rRNA, LSU-rRNA). Gene Ontology annotation, cellular component: cytosolic large ribosomal subunit. NCBI's taxonomy places the organism in Eukaryota, Euglenozoa, Kinetoplastea, Trypanosomatida, Trypanosomatidae. The record is from RefSeq and is a predicted model, not a curated record. Gene Ontology annotation, molecular function: structural constituent of ribosome; RNA binding. The coding region runs from base 1 to 891 and encodes 296 amino acids. The transcript has a single exon.
AUGGGAAAAAAUCCGCCUAAGUGGCUGCCUGGGGAGCGGGUGAAGGAGACACUCCUUCUGCAGCGCAAGUCGGUGGAGCAGCUGCGGGCAGACCGUGUCCUGCGCCGAGAUAAGCUGCAGGAGCGGCGUGAUCGUCACAAGGCGAAGCUGGACGCGAAACGGAAGCGGAAGCUCUCCGCGAAGAAGUUCAUCUCGGCGCAAACUAUAUUGAAACAUGCGCAGCGCAAGGAGCGGCAGGGACAUGUAUUCCGCAAGAUUGGCGAGAAGGUGCAGGGCAAGCGGAGCCGCACGCCACCCAACGAGUACAAGCAGCGCCUUGCCGACAGUCGCGUGGUCCUCAUUGUGCGGGCUCGGGGUAAGCAGAUCCCGCCCGAGGUCGCCGCGGCGUUCCGGCGCUUGGGACUGGAGAAGUUGUACGCUGCGCGGCUGCUGUGCCUCGACCCGCGCAGCGACCACCUGGUACAGCAGCUCGGGCCGUUCUGCGUUGUGGGUCACCCCGAGCCUGCGCAGCUGGAGGAGCUGCUUCGCACCCGCGCCGCCCUGUGGAACGAGGAGACGCAGACGAAGCGGCUCAUCAGCGGCAACCUGAUGCUCGAGCAGGCACUAGGUGCAUACAACGUGCUGUGCAUCGAGGACCUCUGCGACACGAUCAUCAAUAAAUCCGAGCAUGUGCAGGAGGUGCUGCGGCACAUAGCGCCCUUCGACUUCCACCCGCCGCGCCAGCUCUUCAUGGAGCGUCACCGUUCCGUUCACCAGAAACUCGAGGUGAUAAAUAAGGAUUCCUUCGCUGCCUACCUGGCUCAGCAGCUCAAGGGCGCCGCCAAACGGGAGAAGAAGGCAGCUGCUUCCAAUAAGAGAAAGGCGGCCAAGAAAUCAUCGCUGUCGUCUUAG